CCCUAGAAUCAAGGAUUUUGCACGAAACGUGUUCAGUGUGCACAAAAUGUGCUCGGUGUCUGGGGGCCUGGGUGGCCCCCCGACCCCCGCCUAAUUUCCUGCCUCCUCCAAAUUGAAGGUUAAUUUACGGCCCUGUGUUAUAGAUGAACUUGAGAUAAUAAAUAUCUUUUCCUUUGAAUCUUUUUGAAGAAAAACCACAUCCGGGCAUCUCUCCUUGUUGUAACAGGAAUAGAAAUUACACAUUACGUAGGUGCUGUCUGAGAAACCCCCUCAAAAUUGCAGCUCUAUUUUUAACAUCUGCCUGAACGGAAGGUUGGGCAGCUGGCAUUGUGAUCCGAAAUCGAUCAAGUAUCAGAACAGUGUUUGUGAACGGGUCAGUUAUGUCUGCGGAAAAAUCUCAGCCUCCUCCGGAUUACAACCAGGUAACUAACCCUGGUGCACAACCACAGUUUGCUUACGGAAACCAGUACAAUCAGUACCCGGGUCAGUACCCUGAAGGUCAAAGUCAAUAUCCUGGAGGUCAAAGUCAACAUCCUGGAGGUCAAUAUGCAGGAGGUUAUUAUCCACAGCAAGGUGGUGUUCAGAACCAAUAUCCGAGCCAUCAAUAUUACCCAGUAGGUGGCACUCCAGGUCAAUAUCCGCAAGGGGGCGGAGCUCCACCAGGAAAUGUUGUGGUUACUCAGCCUGGCCCAGCCACGAUGGUCAUCUCCCAGCCUCCACAACAAGAUUGGAUGGUACCCGCCAUUCUCUCCUGCCUCUGCUGUUUUUGGCCUACGGGAAUAUUUGCUAUACUUGCAGCUAACAGGGCAAAAAAUGCAGCUGCUGUUGGAAACGCGGUGGAAGCACAGGAGCAGUCGAGGCGCGCACGCACCCUUGUGAUCACUUCCGUUGUAAUCGGGAUUAUCGUCAUUGGUCUGUCAAUUGUUUUGCGUGUCAUUGUCUAUUCGAGUUAUAAUAGUUACUACUAGACUCCAGAUUGAUGAUACCAGCAAUUUCCCCAUGAAUGUGGAGGGUGCAUUCUGAGUUAACUAUGAUACCUUUCUGAUCGUUGGCUCAAACAACAAAUUGUUUAAUCGCUUUAUAGGUACCAAAUUUAAUUUCGCCUGUGAAAUAUAUUGUUCGUUGUCUAUGGUAAAUCUUUAGCUUGUCUGAGUCCAAAACUCAAGUAAGCUGUCCUGAUCAAAUGUGUGUCUGGUGUAACUUGUUUAAGUUUUUUUUGUCUUCCUGCAUUUUCAAGUAUAUGUGAGGGAAAGGUAAUUAAUUCAAAUUUCCUAUCAACCGCCUUGUUGAUCUUUGAGAUGGGACCACAAAGUCUGUAACUCUUAUUCAAAGAUAGCCUGUACAUGUAAUACUUCUUACAUGCAAUAAGUCUCACACAAAGAAAACCUUUACAAAUAAUAAUUCUUAUACAAAGAUAACCUUUACAUGCAAUAACUCUUAAACUCUUACACAAAAAUAGCCUGUACGUGUAAUAAUUGUUACACAAGGAUAACCUGUACAUGCAAUAACUCUUACACAAAAAUAGCCUGUACAUGUAAUAACUCUCACACAAAGAUAGCCUGUACAUGUAAUGACUCGCACACAAAAGUAGCCUGUACAUGUACAUGUAAAAACUCUUACACCAACAUGAUCACAAAUUAUAAUAAAAGCGUAAUCCUUUAGUUUACUAUCCAUGUCUGGGAAACGUUUUAAACCACAAUUGGCUGUCCAAGCUUUAUCAUGGUAAGCGUCAAAUGUUAUGUAUGGCUGAAGCUAUAUUUCAAAUAUUUCAUAAUUAAGAAAUGAAAGGUUAUACCUGUAAACAGCACAAAUAAAGGGAAGGAAAUUUUAAUGAGCCAUUUUGUCCUCACUGUGCCUUGCAUUUAUCUACAAAAGUUUAUAUUAGAUUCACGAAAAGGGAGGUGACUCAGGUGAGCUUUGUGGCCUAUGUGCCUUUAGUUAUUUAGAGACACUAAGAUUUUUUGUAUAUUGACAUACCUCUAGAAUGGCAUUUACUAUGUACUAUAUUCUGUAUGUAUACAUCUAAUUGUAUAAUGUAUUGUUGUACGAUGUGUAAUACAAUAUACAUAUAUGUUAGAUAUAGAUUUAAUCUUGCAUGGAUAUAUUUUACACAAACAUCAUGAUUUGUAAAUUUUCGUACAUAAAAAUGGAUCUUUGUAAUUAAAUUAAUAUUCCAUUA
Molecule: messenger RNA, 2179 nt
Organism: Ostrea edulis (European flat oyster)
Lineage: Eukaryota; Metazoa; Mollusca; Bivalvia; Ostreida; Ostreidae
Product: calcium-binding protein P-like
Exons: 4
Coding region: 381-968 (195 amino acids)
Cellular component (GO): membrane
Source: RefSeq, a predicted model, not a curated record